AUGGAAGGUCCUACGCUUGGGUUCAAGGCAUUCCCUUGGCCAGUACAGAACGGAGGCGUAUGGCAGGCUUGGCAGCAGCCCGCUCUCCCCAAAACGUGGACUUCUAGUGCUGGGACAGCGAGGAGUCAGCAGGCCCUGAACAAAGGCUGGUGCUCGACAUGGGGUGGCGGACACUUCUCCACCUUCGACAAACACCUCUACGAGUUUUCUGGGACGUGCAACUACAUCUUAGCCGCCGUCUGCAAUGGCGCCUCCCCCGACUUUGACAUCCAGCUGCGAAGGGGUCCAGACAAGAAAAUGGCCAGGAUCAUCAUUGAGGUGGGGCCCUCCGUCAUCACUGUGGAGAACUCGAUCAUCUCCACUAAGGAUGCUGGGGUGGUCAGCCUUCCCUACACCAGCAAUGGGAUCCAGAUUAUGCCUUUUGGGCAGAAUGUGCGGCUGGUGGCAAAGCUCCUAGAGAUGGAGCUGGUGGUGAUGUGGAAUAAUGACGAUUAUCUCAUGGUCAUGGUUGAGGCCAAGUACAUGAAAAAGACCUGCGGAUUGUGUGGGAAUUUUGACGGUGAAGAAAGCAAUGAAUUUCAAAGCAAAGGUGGCAAAUUUCUGGAACCGUAUGAAUAUGUAGCCCUGCAGAAACUAGAUGACCCCACAGAGAUCUGUACCUAUGAGGAGCUGCCCAUGGCCAACAGGAUGCCCAGGAAUCACACCCAGCUCUGUCUCCAGCUGCUGAGCCAGGUGGGCCCCAACUGCAACGUGUCCAAGGAAGCCUUUGCUAUCCGCUGCCAGCUGGACCUGGAGGCCUGUCAGGAGCCGGCCCAGCCCAACUGCAGCUGCCCUACGCUGUCCGAGUACUCUCGGCAAUGCUCCAUGAGUGGCCAGCCGGUCACCGAGUGGAGGAGGCCAAACUUCUGCCCGCUAGGGGAGUGUCCUGGCAACCAGGUCUACAAGGAGUGUGGGAUGCCCUGCAUAAAGACAUGCUCCAACCCAGCAUAUAGCUGCCCCAGCCUCUGCACCUUUGGCUGCUUCUGUCCCGAAGGCAUGGUGCUCGAUGACAUCUCCAAGAACCAAAGCUGUGUCCCCAUUGAGCGGUGUCCUUGCACAUUUAACAGAGCCAUCUAUGCCCCUGGAGAAGUCAUGAAAGCCUCCUGCAGGACCUGUCAGUGCACCUCGGGCCAGUGGGUCUGCACAGAGCUGCCAUGUCCAGGCCGAUGCUCCCUGGAGGGAGGGUCCUUCAUCACCACUUUUGACUCCCGGCCAUAUCGCUUCCACGGGACCUGCACCUACAUCCUAGUCAAGAGCACAAGCCUGCCCAACAAUGGCACCCUCAUGGCUGUGUACGACAAAUCCGGCUACUCUCACUCAGAAACUUCACUCACGGCUGUUAUCUACUCCACUGCCAAGGACAAAAUCAUGAUUUCUCAAGACGAGCUUCUCACAGAUGAUGGGGACAUCAAGUGGCUGCCCUACCAAAGAGGUAACAUCACAAUCUUCAGGCAGACCUCCACCCACCUCCAGAUGUCCACCACCUUUGGGCUAGAGCUGGUGGUACAGCUGCGGCCCGUGUUUCAGGUUUAUGUGAAAGUCGGCCUCCAGUUUAAGGGCAACACCCGAGGACUUUGUGGAAACUACAAUGGAGAUACAACAGAUGACUUCCUGAGCAGCAUGAAUAUCAUUGAGGGCACAGCCUCCCUCUUUGUGGACUCUUGGAGGUCGGGAAACUGCCCCAGUGCCUUGGAGCGGGAGACGGACCCCUGCUCCAUGAGCCAGCUGAACAAGAUGUGUGCAGAGACCCACUGCUCCAUGCUGGUGAAGAAAGGGACAGUGUUUGAGGCUUGUCAUGCAGUGGUCAACCCAACCCCCUUUUACAAGAGAUGCGUCUACCAGGCCUGCAACUACGAGGAGACCUUCGCCUACAUCUGCUCAGCCCUGGGCUCCUAUGCCCGCUUGUGUGCCUCCAUGGGGCUCAUCCUGACCGACUGGAGAAGCACUGUGGACAACUGCACCAUCUCCUGCACUGGGAACCAGACCUUCAGUUAUGAUAGCCAGGCCUGUGACCGCACCUGCCUGUCCCUUGCUGACCGCACCCUCGAAUGCCACCCCAGUGACAUCCCAGUGGAUGGCUGUAACUGCCCAGAAGGCACCUACCUGGACCACAGAAGUGAAUGUGUCCGCCAGUCCCAAUGCCCCUGUUUCCUGGAAGACCGGAAAUUCAUUCUGGCUGACCAGUCCACCAUCAUCAGCGGAAUUCCCUGCUACUGCAUUAAUGGAAGGCUCAGCUGUACAGGCAAACCUCCAGAUCUCUCAGAGUCUUGUAAGGCCCCCAAGAAGUACCUGUCCUGUUCUCAGGCUUCAGACAGUAAAUAUGGAGCUGCUUGUGCUCCCACCUGCCAGAUGUUAGCCACUGGAAUUGAUUGUGUGCCCACCAAAUGUGAGUCCGGCUGUGUCUGUGCUGGGGGACUGUACGAGAACCUGGAUGGGGACUGUGUGCCAGCUGACGACUGCCCCUGUGAGUUUGGGGGCCUUUCUUACCACAGAGGAGCCCAAAUCCAAACCGAAUGCAAGACAUGCACCUGCAUGCGAGGAAAAUGGCAAUGUCUGAAGAAAGACAAGUGCUUCUCCACCUGUGCCCUCUAUGGGGAGGGUCACCUGACCACCUUCGAUGGGCAGCGUUUUGUGUUUGACGGCAGCUGCGAAUAUGUCCUGACCACGGAUGGUUGUAGUGCCAACAAUUCUCAUCCCACCUUCAAGAUUGUGACAGAGAAUGUCAUCUGUGGGAAGUCAGGAAUCACCUGCUCUCGGGCCAUCAAACUCUUUCUUGGGGACCUGUCCCUCGUGCUGUCGGAUGCCACGUACACCAUCAGGGGGAAGAACCCCCAGGUACACGUGCAGGUGAAAAAGAACGCUCUGCACCUGCUGCUCGACGUCGCCAUCCCCGGCAAGUUCGACCUGACUCUGCUCUGGAACAAACGCAUGAGCGUCUUCAUCAAGGUGUUCCGGAAUUCUCAGGAUGCCCUGUGUGGCUUGUGCGGGAAUUAUAAUGGCAACAUGAAGGACGACUUUGAGGCUCGCAGCAAGUACGUGGCCUCCAGCGAGCUGGAGUUUGUGAACUCCUGGAAGGAGAAUCCCCUGUGCGGCGACAUCAGCUUCGUGGUGGACCCUUGCCUCCAGAAUCCCUAUCGGAAGGCGUGGGCCGAGAAGAAGUGUGCCAUCAUCAACAGCGACAAGUUCUCUGCCUGUCACAGCAAGGUAUACCGGCUGCCUUACUAUGACGCCUGUGUGCGUGAUACCUGUGGCUGUGACUCAGGAGGGGACUGCGAGUGCAUGUGUGACGCCGUGGCAGCCUACGCCAAGGCGUGCUUGGACGUGGGUGUCUGUGUCGACUGGAGGGCUCCAGACUUCUGCCCUCCCUAUUGUGACUUCUUCAAUACCCACAAACUCAUUGAUGGAGAUGGCAGCUACCAGUACACGGGGGAAGUCAAUUGUACCUGGCACUACCAGCCCUGCCUCUGUCCAUUUCAGCUCCAGAGUAACAAAUACAUCAACGUUGAAGGCUGCUAUAACUGCACGGUGGACCAGUACUUUGACCAUGAGGAAGGGCGUUGUGUGCCCUGUUCUCAGCCCUUGGCCCUGGUCCAGCUCUCCAGGCAGGGCUCCUGGCACCCCAGGGGUGGGGGGGAGCUCAGCCUCACCAAUGAAAGGGGUGCAGGGGCAGGGCCAGCUCCUGGGGAGGGGAGGGAAUCCUUGCUACCCACAAAGCAGACUGGCCUGGAUUUGUGGGCACAGGGCUCUCCAAAGAGGCUGUCAAGCAGGUCCCCAGGCUCAAGCCGCAUAUGGCCCUGUCCCUUGAGCUGCAGGCAGGGCCUUCAUCAGGACCCUCUGGGUCUUCUGGAAAGGCUGACAACAGACAGAGGCUUGGCCCAUGAGGACAUUGGCCCAGGUAGCCCCCAGAGCCCCUCGCCAUCAGUAGCAGAGGCAGGCAGACAGAGCGAGGCUCCAAAUAUGGGUGGCUUUUCAAGCACCCCCAAAUCAAUCAGCUGUUCCACCCUGCUUCCCUGCCCAGACUUUUCCCAAGGGCUCAGGAAGCUUUCCAGGAUGCCCCCCCCCGGCCCUGCUUCCCUGCUCAGACAUCCCAGAGCCCUUUGCCAGCACCCCUGCCGGGUGCUGACCCCUCCUCCACCAUUGUGCCCACAUUUCCCCACUUUCCCCCUGACCUGGGCAGAGGCUCUGGAAAGGCUGGGCAAGAGUGGCCCAAAUGUGGUCCCCCCGAAAGGAGGCCCUGGCCAGCCCACCGCAGGGAUCGAAGGGGAGAACUCAGGCUUGGGCCUUCUCUCCUGUGACCCACCAAUCUUCUGCUUAUGUUUCAGCUCAAAUACCUCUCCCGACUCCAUCAACAGCCACAACAGGCCCCGGAGACAAGAAGAGGAUUUCAGUGCCCUGAAGGACCCCAGUGGGGCACAGAGCACCAGGGGAACAGAAACCACCACCGUGUUCACCACCAAGCCUCUGUCAAGCCCCCUCCAGACACUCGGCACAUCAUCAGCGUUGACCAAACCAACUGGGACAGUGAGCUCCUCCUCCAGACCGACCUUGGCUAGCCCAGUCACUUUUCCAACAAGCCAGAGUGGCUCCCAAUCCUCUGGAAAGACCACCUCGGAAGUCCCCACCGGCACACAGCCCGGGCUCACAGGUGCCUUUGAGGCUUGUCAGUUUCACUGCCCAGAGCAGCGGGGGGAAAGAAAGGAGCCAGCAGCCUCCCAGCAGCCCCUCCGUUCCGGGCCCUGGCUCUGGGCUCCUGAGAAGGGUAGACUUCCCCUGAGGACCCCCGCUUCCAGACAGAGCUGCAGUGAGGACCCAGUCAUUGCUCAGGGCCCUGACUUCAGGUCCGCUGCUCUGUGUCUGGCCUUAGUAGAGGGUAGCUAUGUGGGACCGUGGGCAGAGCACCAGACUUGGGAUCUCAAGAAUCCCAGGAAUGUCACAACUCCUUGGGGAACGAUCACCACCACCAUCACAGUGGCAGUCACUUCCUCAGUUCCCCCUGAAACCCCAGCCACUUUCCCACUGGCCUCCACCACGACAAGCUCCCCAGUCACACAAGCCACUUCAGAGAGCCCAGGAUCCCUCCAAACAACAGUCACACAAUCCACGGCUCAAUCCACUGGGAGCACCACAGCAACCUCAGGGCCAUUACUGUGGCCCACGCUGACCACAGCCACAUUGGCAGAGACCUCCAGAGGGCCAGUGUCUCCGCCACCCUCCGACAGUUAUGAAGGAGGGGAGCUGCUGAGUGCAGAGCCCUAUGUUCAGCGCUUGGGGAAGCAAACCCAAAACAACCACGAAAGGCCACUCUACCAAGACAGCAGCCGCAUCGCCAGGGACCAGCACCCCUACCCAGACAGAGUCACCAACACCCAAACCAGCAUCAGAGCUGACAACCCAUGCAACGCGAACCUCAUCAGCUGCAACUACCAUCAUGCGCUCUGCCACGACACUGAACGAAGCCACUGCCACAGGACACAAUACAGCUUCACCAACACGGACACCCUCCAAGUCUCCCUAUACAAUGACAACUUUAUUGCACACAAGCCCGGAUCACAGCACAACUCAGGUCUCAUCUACCACUCCAACCACUUCUUCAGUCACAACACCCAAACAAACAACCACUGCACCCAUUUCAAACGUGGUCAUGACCACUGCCACCUCCUCUACUAUAACCGUUUCCCAACCUGGCACCCUCCAUUCAAUGUCCACUGUUCAUCCCACUAUCACAUCUCCUCUCACCUUCAGCACUUCUGA
This is a messenger RNA of Vombatus ursinus (common wombat), 5790 nucleotides long. RefSeq names its product mucin 6, oligomeric mucus/gel-forming (gene MUC6). Bases 1 to 5790 code for a protein of 1929 amino acids. The transcript is spliced from 37 exons. Gene Ontology annotation, cellular component: extracellular matrix. Gene Ontology annotation, molecular function: protein binding. The record is from RefSeq and is a predicted model, not a curated record. NCBI's taxonomy places the organism in Eukaryota, Metazoa, Chordata, Mammalia, Diprotodontia, Vombatidae.